Pyrgilauda ruficollis (rufous-necked snowfinch) is the source of this 4070-nucleotide messenger RNA. It is a transcript of the gene SECISBP2, whose product is annotated as SECIS binding protein 2. Gene Ontology annotation, molecular function: ribonucleoprotein complex binding; mRNA 3'-UTR binding; selenocysteine insertion sequence binding. The transcript is spliced from 19 exons. The record is from RefSeq and is a predicted model, not a curated record. Gene Ontology annotation, biological process: selenocysteine incorporation. The coding region runs from base 1 to 2766 and encodes 921 amino acids. Gene Ontology annotation, cellular component: ribonucleoprotein complex. Lineage: Eukaryota; Metazoa; Chordata; Aves; Passeriformes; Passeridae.
AUGGACACAGACCAAGCAUGCCAGCCUUUAUUCCGUGCCGUCCUUUCCCCUGUGGCAGAGGAUCGGCCGCACCUGUGGGCAGCGCGGCUCAGCCGAGCCCCUGCCCGUGCCGCCGCCGCCGCCGCUCCCGCCCGCACGGGGCCCGCUGGGUCGCGCCGGGAGCGGCCGCGCGCACACGNNNCCGAGAGGCGGCCGCGCUCGGGCCGCGGCGGCGAGGGCAUCAAGUUGUCAGCAGAGGUCAAACCAUUUGUUCCAAAGCAUGCGGCGGUAACUGUGGCAUGGUCAGAGCCCUCAGAAGCAUGUGUGUUUCCUAGGUACUUAACUACAUGCUACCCAUUUGUUCACGAACCAUCUUUGGAUAAUGUUCUGGGAGAUCCUGCCUUCCGUGAAUACUCCAGCUGCUCUUACUCACCUGAUGUUGUUGCAAAUGUGUAUCCAGUAGCUGGCUCACAGUAUCAGUCUAACAACUCAACACACUAUAAUGGUUCAGGAAUAGUCAGUGAAUCUGCUGAACAAACAUAUCCAGUCAGACAAGAAAGCAAAAGUCUUUCAAAGCAGAGGAGAUCAAAAGAAGGUGAGAAAAAACUGGACAAGAAAAGGCAAGAUGGAGGUGAAGCUUCUAUCAGAAUUGUGAACAGGACUUCAUUCCAGAUUUCUACGUGCAGCAGAGAUUCCGUGAAGCCAGACAGGUUCAGUAAAGCUACAAACAAGAAGUCAACUGAAACUCCAAAACCAGAGUCUCAUUCUGUACCCACAUUUGAAGCUAGCAUUCUGGAUUUCCACAAGUCGCAGAGUUUGGAGAGCAAUGAGAUACUGAACGUACGCCAUAAAAACACACCAGAAGAUACUUCUGUGAAAAGCAAAGCUUCACCAAAAGCUUCAGAUGAAGCAGGAGCCAAUUUAAUUCCCUUUUCACUUGAUGGUAGGGUGUCAUUUCCUGAAGCACCUGCAGAUGGCUCUGCCCAGCCACAUGUGUCUUGGGCCUCGGUACUUUCGCAGCCCCCAAAGAAAAUUGUUUCAUCACCAGCAUCUGAAAGUCUUUCCAAAGGCAGAGGGAAGCAGGAGAGUGAACCAAAGGUGAUACAGAAGAAGAUUUUAAAGAUCAUGCCUCAUGGUCUUUUGCAGCAGUCAGAAACAAAAAAUAUUGCAAGUGAAACUGAGCCUGAAGAAGGGUCAGAAAAGAAGAAAAAAAAGAAGAAAAAGAAGAAAAAACUAAAGUCACCCACUGAUGCAGAAAGACCUCAAAGUGAAUCUAACACAGUACAGGAACCACCGAAGAUUGAGGAUGUUGAGGAGUUUCCUCAUCUGGCAGCUGCUUCUGAUAGGAGAAACAGGGUAGGACCUCAGAAACCAUCCUUUACAUCUGUAGUCAGAAAACAGUCUGAAAUCCUUCUCUCUGAAGAGCCUUGUGAUAGUCAGUCUCCCUCUCUGGAUGAAACUCCCAAGGUGGAUGGACUGCCAGGGAAACAAGCUUCAUCUUCUGUAUUAGAAAGAAAGAAAACUCAGGAAACAUCCAGGAGCAGUGGUAAGAAGAGUCAAAUUCCAGUGCAGUUGGAUUUGGGUGGCAUGCUUGCAGUCUUGGAGCAGAAGCAGCAAACAGAGAAAUCAAAACAGUCUCCUAAACCUGUGGUAUUUUCAGUUGGUGGUGCAGUACCAUUGCCAUCUAAAGACCCUGCUACCGCUGCGAGAAGUCACCGUUUAAACCAAGGAAAGAUGCCUCAUAAUCCCUUGGAUUCCAGUGCUCCUUUGGUAAAGAAAGGGAAACAGAGAGAAGUGCCUAAAGCAAAGAGACCAACACCUCUUAAAAAGAUUAUUCUGAAAGAAAGAGAACAAAGAAAACAGCAGCACCUGUUAGAACAGAAAGCAGCACCGAAAGAUGAAGAUAACAUUUGUCAGACAGAAGGAAAUGUUACUGAAAACGCAACACUUCUACAGGAUAGUCAAGCAGCUGUUCCGGUAACGAAAGUUGCUGAAGGGUUUCCGGAGCACACGGGGAUCAAGGAAUCUAAAGAAGGUUCUGUGACUACAAAGCAGCUGACUGCCACUCUUCCAAAAAUCCACAGCAGGAAUUUUAGAGAUUACUGCAGCCAGGUACUUAGUAAAGAAGUUGACAGUUGUGUGACAGAUCUCUUAAAAGAACUGGUUCGUUUCCAAGAUCGCUUGUAUCAGAAAGACCCAGUAAAGGCCAAGAUAAAACGCAGGCUUGUUAUGGGUCUUAGAGAAGUUCUGAAACAUCUGAAGCUGAAAAAACUGAAGUGUGUCAUCAUCUCUCCUAACUGUGAAAAGAUUCAGUCAAAGGGUGGGCUGGAUGAGACCCUACACAACAUUAUUGACUGUGCCUGUGAGCAGAACAUCCCGUUUGUUUUUGCCCUUAAUCGCAAGGCCCUGGGCCGCUGUGUGAACAAAGCAGUGCCUGUGAGUGUGGUGGGAAUUUUCAGUUAUGAUGGGGCUCAGGAUCAUUUUCAUAGAAUGGUACAGCUGACAACAGAGGCUAGGAAGGCCUACAGGGAUAUGAUAGCAGCUUUAGAGGAAGAAGCUAAAGCAGGACAAAGAGAAACCCAAUCCAGCAUCUUAACUCCUGAAUCUGAAAAAAAUGGCUCGUUAGAAACUUGUAAAACAUCUUCCAAGGACUCAGAUGAGGAUGUACCAAAUUACAUUAAAGUCUGGAAGAGAAAACUUGAAGAAGAAUAUAACGCAUAUGCCCUAGAAUUGGAAAAGAGUGCAACUGCUGACAUGGCAAUACUGAAUUUGGAAGACCAUCAGUAAAUCCCGAUCCAGCUCUAUUGGGCUUUUAUUUUUUUUCUGUUAGAUCCCUAGGAAGAAGGUAGCAAAAAUAACAUAAUCUAAAGAAAGACCUCAAGUUAGCUAAGCAAACUGUUCUGAAUCCCUUAAAGCAAAGUACACACUGGAGCACAUGAGGCACUGGUUAAUGUUAUUAUGUUCUGUGUGUUUCUCUGAUUAUUAUAGCAGAUGAAAACAUCAAAUUGUUGUAGCCCCAAACCACUUGUACUGGCUUGGUGUACUUUAAUGAUUUUAUGGACUAGCAUUGAUUUCUUGAGGUAGAAUAUACCAAAAGAAUCUGAUAGGAAAAUAAUUUUCUUCUGGAAGAGAUUCCUUGAGCCAAAAGGGGCUAAAGGAGAGUUGACCUUAAUUUUUAACUCCUAUGUAAAAAACUUCAGCUUGUUGUUUGGUUGUGGGUUUGUUCUUAGUUUUUUUUCUAAAUAAGCCUGCUCAGAAGGGCAGGCUGCUGUCAAUGUCACUUUAUUCUAGUCAGCAACAAAUUAAUUUGGGGCAGGUAGCUUGAUUUAAACUAAUUAAGGAAGGCCAUGAUGACAAAAGUUCCUGGUUAGCUCUUCUAUGUUGUUCUUGGGGAUCAUACAUCAGGUGUGAAGGAGAUAGCAUAGACUACAAGGGUCUGAAAUUCCUGAAGUGAAUGUGCUCUGUUUAGACUUUUUAUAAAUUUGAUGUUUCUGUUGCUACUCAGAGUAGUUCAUCAUACAUCCAGCUUUGAAGUUCAAGGAUACUGCAGGACAGCAAAUGUGCUAGCCUGCUUAUCUGUACUUUCUCCUUGCUGAGACUCCUCAUUCCUUCAGUUUGGGGUUGUGUUGAUAUAUACAUCUAUGAGUUUUUGAGCAAUCCCAGUUUGUAUCUAAAUAGAAAAAAUUUAUAUCUUAUAAGAAAUGAAGUUUGUAUCCUAGAGGAAAUAAAAUUUUAAAAACAAAAUGUGCUUAUAGUAGUGGUGGAGCACCUUAGUGGGAAUGGCCUAUAUACACACUGUUUUUUGAGGACAAGCCUAAAGAAAGUAAUUGAAGGGAUGCACGUAUAACUUGUGUCAGCUUUUCUGAAAGGUGAUACAGAUGCCACAUGCUGCUCAGCAUCUCAGGUGUUUCUGCAAGUGCUUCACCAUACUGAACAUUUGUAGUGCAAUACUUUGUAAAGUAGCUGCCUUGUGAUGAUAGAAGUGAUAUAAAAAACUUCAAAUAACUUUGAAAUGCAACAGUUUUGUAGACUAUAAAUUGUAUAAAAUCUGUUACAAUAUAUUGAUUCUAUAAAGAAUGCUUGUGACUUAA